AUGUGUGUUGGGGGGUGGGUGUUGGGAGUUGGGGAUAUGUGUGUUUAUGUUUUGUGUAUUGGGUUGUGGGUGGUGGGUGGGGUGGUAGGGGUUUUGUUGGGUGGUGGGGGGGGGGGGGAGGUUGGGGUUUGUGGGGGGGGUGGGGGGGUUGAUUGGGGGGGGGGGGGGGGUUUGGAUUGGGGUGGGUUUUGGGUAGUUGGUUGGUGGGGUUGUUUGUGGUGUGGGGGGGGGUGGGGGGGGGUUUGUUGGUUUGGGGGGGGGGGGUGUUGUGGGUGUGGUUUGUUUUGGUGUGUGGGGGUGGGUGGUAGUUUUGUGGUGUUGUUGGUUGGGGGGGGGUUGAUUGUUUUGUGGUUGUUUGGGGGUUUGGGUGUGGGGGGUUUUUUUGGUGGGUGUUGGGGGGGGUUUUUGUGGGGGGUUAGUGUGUGGUUGUUUUGGUUGGGGUUGGGGGGAUUGGGGGGGGGGGGUUGGUUGGAUUUUGGAGUUUGUUUAGGGUGUUUUUGUUUAGUUUUGGGUGUUUUGGGUUGUUGUGUGGGGUUGGUGUGGGUUGGUGGUGGUGGUGGUUGUGUGGUGUUGUGUGGAGUGAUGGGGGAGGUAGGUGGGUGUUGGGGUGUGUGGAUUGGUGGGGGUUUAUGGAAUGGUUUUUUAUGUGGUGUUUUGUGGUUGGAUGUGGUGGGUGUUUGUUGGGGUGGUGUUGGGGUUUUAGGUGGUGGGGGGGUGAUGUAUGGUGAUGUAUGGGGUUUGGUUGAUUUUUGGUUAUGGUUGUUUUGGGGUGGUUUGGGGAGUGGGGGGGGUAGGAAUGUGGGAUGUGGGGUUAGUGGGGGGGGUGGUGUGGGUAGGGUGGUGUUGUGGUUGAUGGGGGUUUGGGGGGUGGGGGUGGGUGGUUUUGUGGGUUGUGGAUGUUGUGGUGGGGUGUUUUUUUAUGGUUAUGGUGGUGGUGGGUGGGUUUUGGGGGGGUGGUGUUUUGGGGUUGGUUGGGUUGUAUGUGUGUUUAGAUGGUUUUUGGGUGUUGGGGGUUUGGUGGUGUGUUGGGUUGGGUGGUGGGUUGGGUGGGAGGGAGUGGGGGUGUUGUUUGUUGUGGGUUGGUUUGUUGUGUGUGGUUGGUUUUUUUGGGGGGUUGAGUGUUUGGGGGGGUUGUGGGUGGGUUGGGUGUGGUGGGGUGGGGGUGUGGGGGGGGGGUGGGGGGGGGUGUGGGGGGUGUGGGGUUUGGGGUUUGGGGUGGGGGGGGUGUUGGUGGUGGGGUGA
This is a messenger RNA of Knipowitschia caucasica, 1242 nucleotides long. NCBI's taxonomy places the organism in Eukaryota, Metazoa, Chordata, Actinopteri, Gobiiformes, Gobiidae. The record is from the annotation of a GenBank genome assembly.